Triplophysa dalaica is the source of this 1233-nucleotide messenger RNA. RefSeq names its product 5-hydroxytryptamine receptor 7. Gene Ontology annotation, biological process: chemical synaptic transmission; G protein-coupled receptor signaling pathway, coupled to cyclic nucleotide second messenger. Gene Ontology annotation, molecular function: G protein-coupled serotonin receptor activity; melanocortin receptor activity; neurotransmitter receptor activity. Gene Ontology annotation, cellular component: membrane; dendrite. The record is from RefSeq and is a predicted model, not a curated record. Lineage: Eukaryota; Metazoa; Chordata; Actinopteri; Cypriniformes; Nemacheilidae. The transcript has 2 exons. The coding region runs from base 1 to 1233 and encodes 410 amino acids.
AUGAUCUCACUGCAGAAGAGGGACCGCGUGCAGGAGCUCAUAACUAGUUUGACAUCCGAGGUGAUGGACGUGAGUCUCCUCAGUACGAUGCAAGAGACUACUUUCAUUUUACCGACGGCAAGUUUCCUGGAGAACGACACGAGAUGCGGAGAGCAGAUUUUGAGUUACGGACACGUUGAGAAAGUGCUCAUCGGAGGGGCUCUUGCUUUGCUUACUUUUCUAACCAUUUGCGGAAAUUUGUUGGUAGUCAUAUCGGUGUGUUUUGUCAAGAAACUGAAGCAACCUUCAAAUUAUUUAAUCGUUUCUUUGGCCAUUGCGGACCUUUCGGUGGCGGUGGUCGUGAUGCCCUUUGUCAGCAUCACUGACCUUAUAGGUGGACAGUGGAUCUUUGGGAGGCUUUUUUGCAACGUUUUUAUCGCCAUGGACGUGAUGUGUUGCACAGCUUCGAUAAUGACACUCUGUGUUAUAAGUAUAGAUAGGUACCUGGGCAUCACUAAGCCACUGACGUAUCCCGUGAGACAGAGCGGAAAGUGCAUGGCCAAAAUAGUUCUGUCUGUAUGGCUUCUCUCCGCUUCCAUCACCCUACCCCCACUAUUCGGAUGGGCUCAGAAUGUCAACGAUGAUAAGGUGUGUUUGAUCAGCCAGGACCUGGGAUACACAAUAUACUCCACAGCCGUGGCCUUCUACAUCCCCAUCUCUGUCAUGCUUAUUAUGUACUACAGGAUAUACAGUGUGGCAAAGGUGAGUGCUGCCAAGCACACUUUCGCCAGCUUUCCUAAAAAUGACGACAAGGAUAGCGUCAACUGCGUGACAGCGGCCCUGAAGCUGCAGAGGGAAGUGGAGGAAUGCGUGAGCUUUUCUCGCCUUCUGAAAAACGAUCGUAAAAACAUCUCAAUUUUUAAAAGGGAGCAGAAGGCAGCGGCCACUCUUGGGAUCGUCGUUGGGGCUUUUGCCGUGUGCUGGCUGCCCUUCUUUGUACUCUCCACGGCACGCCCGUUCAUCUGCGGGGUGCAGUGCAGCUGCAUACCUUUGUGGGUGGAGAGGACGCUGUUGUGGUUGGGCUACGCCAACUCUCUUAUCAACCCCUUCAUCUAUGCAUUUUUCAACAGAGACCUCAGGACGACCUACCAAAACCUCAUUCGCUGCCGUUAUCGAAACAUCAACCGGAAGCUCUCCGCGGCAAGCAUGCACGAGGCUUUGAAACUGGCUGAGAGACCUGACCUUGUGAUGUAG